AUGAAGACCAGUGGACAAAUGUUGGAGAAUCGACCAUUAUUCAACCUAUUCAACCUAUUCAACCUAUUAGAUCAGCUUUAGACCUUUCUUCGUCAACAUGGGAUCAAUGUAAUUCACUUGUUCCUCAACAAGUUCAUAAUAUAAUGAGUUAUACGGGUCCAACUAGAGAUUUAAUAGUAGAAGAGCCUGAAAUGACACAAGAAGUACAAAUUAUGCCUAUGAGUGAUGAUGAUACUAAUGAGGAAAAAUCAUCUACUAUACCCACGGAAAAGAGCAAAAAUGAAGAACAGCCCCAGUACACAAAAGAUAAAGAGUCUCCAGACGUUGACGAUGAUAACGAUGAAAAUAAGUCUGAUGAUUCUGUUGAACCACCGCCUACCAAAAGGACCAGAACAUCAACUCGAAAAAUGAACUCACCAGUUUCUAAACGUAGAAAAUCGACAGCAUCAAAUUCAUCCAAUCAAACCCCACCAAAACGAGGUCGCGGCCGUAAACCUACCAUCAGAUUCGAAGAUGAAGGUAGAAGUGGUCAAUAUCCAAAAAAGAAAACCGCCUGGAAAGUUGAUGAAGAUAACUAUAUGAUUGAUUUUAUUUUGGACGAAAUGCCCUCUCCUGCUUGGAAUCGAAUUGCUAAAGGUCUCCAAG
Molecule: messenger RNA, 645 nt
Organism: Racocetra fulgida
Lineage: Eukaryota; Fungi; Glomeromycota; Glomeromycetes; Diversisporales; Gigasporaceae
Source: the annotation of a GenBank genome assembly